Messenger RNA from Triplophysa dalaica, 1081 nucleotides. RefSeq names its product prefoldin subunit 2 (gene pfdn2). NCBI's taxonomy places the organism in Eukaryota, Metazoa, Chordata, Actinopteri, Cypriniformes, Nemacheilidae. Gene Ontology annotation, cellular component: cytoplasm; prefoldin complex. Gene Ontology annotation, molecular function: protein folding chaperone. Gene Ontology annotation, biological process: protein folding. The transcript is spliced from 4 exons. Bases 98 to 574 code for a protein of 158 amino acids. The record is from RefSeq and is a predicted model, not a curated record.
UCGCACUGAGCAGAAAUUUCAGACAGGCGUGUUCGCGGCCGUCCACAAAUGUGACGUUUUGAGGUCCUGACGAGAAAGGUGCUGUGUGUGGUUCAUCAUGGCGUCGAACAGUGGCAAUAACACGAGCGCUAAAACCGGUGGCGGAAAGCAGUCCACUCCCUCCGCUGAGCAGGUGGUGGCUACUUUCCAGAGGAUGCGUCAGGAGCAGCGCAGUAUGGCCUCCAAGGCUGCAGAGUUUGACAUGGAGAUCAAUGAACACAGUCUUGUGAUUGACACACUAAAGGAAGUAGAUCCUUCACGGAAGUGCUUCCGUUUAGUUGGAGGUGUCCUUGUGGAGAGGACUGUCAAAGAAGUUCUGCCUGCUUUAGAAAACAAUAAAGAACAGAUUUUGAAGAUUGUGGAGUCUCUUAACACACAGAUGCAGACAAAAGGGCGGGAGCUGACAGAAUAUCGUGAACGUUACAAUAUCCGAUUAGUUGGCGAGGACGACAAACAGGGCAAAGCUGAUGCCAGUCAAGCCAAAGAAAGUGAAGGAGGAGGGUCUAAAGGUGGUGCUGGAGUCCUUGUCUCAUAGUGGAUGUUGUCUUAAGUAGCUGGUUAAGAAUUGUGCUUGUCAGCAUCUUGAAAAACUAAAGAGGGCAUGUUACAACUUUGUCUCAGAUAUCAUUAAACAUGGAAAGAGAGUGAAAGUCUUGGUUUCAGCAAAAACCUGUUUUUUUUAAUGCACAUUUUGUAUACUUAAAAUAACGAAGCAUAACAUGCCACAUUCACAAACAUUACUAUCUUGAACAUAAAUACCAGUUUGUAAGGAAAGUAGUCAUAUAAUUUAUGUGGUUUCAUUAAGUGCAAUGUUGCUGUUUUCAAUCAAGCAUUUUUGUGUCGGUUAUUUGCUUUUUGGUCAGUUUAUUGCUUCUAAUAAAUUGCUUUCUUGACAAAUAAAACCAUGAAGACCACUGACUUACUUAAGCCAGGGCUGUUGAACACGACCAUACCCAGUCAUUUACGUCACGAUUGUAUGCCUGUGAAUGAAGCCUUUUUAUGUUGUUUUGUUUGAUGAAGUAAAAAUACUUUGAGCAAUGUA